Didymodactylos carnosus is the source of this 828-nucleotide messenger RNA. The record is from the annotation of a GenBank genome assembly. NCBI's taxonomy places the organism in Eukaryota, Metazoa, Rotifera, Eurotatoria, Philodinida, Philodinidae.
AUGGAACAGAUAAAAACAAUUAAACUAUAUCAGGUGGAUGCCUUUACAGAUAAAUUAUUUGGUGGUAAUCCAGCAGCUGUAUGUCGAUUAGAUAAAUGGUUAAAUAAUGAAUUAUUACAAAACAUAGCGGCUGAAAAUUUUCUUCCUGAAACAGCAUUUUUUGUUUCACGUGCUGAUUCACCAGAUAAUCAUUUUGAUAUAAAAUGGUUUACACCCGAAAUUGAAAUGGAUUUAUGCGGUCAUGCUACAUUAGCAACAGCUCAUGUCAUAUUCAAUCAUUUUCAAUUGAACACAAACAAAAUUAUAUUUAAUUCGAACAGUGGACAACUUAUUGUUGAAAAACAAAAUGAUUUAAUUAUUCUUGAUUUUCCAUCACGAAUGCCUGUAGAAGUUGAAUUACCUGAAAUUAUUCUAAAUGGAAUUGGAAUAAAACCAAUUGAGACAUUGAAAUCGAGAGAUUAUGUUUUACUGUAUGAUAAUGAGGAUACAGUGAGAAAUAUCACACCUAAUCAACAAAUAUUGAAUGAAAUUAAUCUUGGAACAGGUGGAAUUAUUGUUACUGCUAAGGCAAAUAAAGAAAAUAAUGGAAUUGAUUUUGUUUCAAGAUUUUUUACACCUCAAUCAAGUAUACUCGAAGAUCCUGUCACAGGUUCGGCACAUUGUUCAUUAAUUCCAUACUGGAGUAAACGAUUAAAUAAAACGGAAAUGAUUGCCUUACAAGUUUCAAAAAGAGUUGGAAAACUUUAUUGUGAAAAUUUUGGUGACAGAGUGUUAAUAAGUGGAAAGUGUAAAACAUAUUUAGAAGGACAAAUUAAUAUUUAUGAAUAG